This is a messenger RNA of Colletotrichum destructivum, 1866 nucleotides long. RefSeq lists its product as uncharacterized. The coding region runs from base 605 to 1690 and encodes 361 amino acids. NCBI's taxonomy places the organism in Eukaryota, Fungi, Ascomycota, Sordariomycetes, Glomerellales, Glomerellaceae. The record is from RefSeq and is a predicted model, not a curated record. The transcript has a single exon.
CACAUCGUCACCUUACCCCAUCCCCCCCUUGGUCAUCCUUUCUUCUCACUCACACCCUCUCCUAAGUCUCCUCCUCCAGCCUCAGCCUCGAUCCGUCCAUUCGACACCACUAGUGACACCAGCCAUUUCUUCCCAUUAGCUCGGCCCAGCUCAGCUCAGCUCAGCUCAGCUAGCCCGGUACUCAAAGUCGCAUUUAUUCAAAAGGGCGCUCCGUCGCGCCUUGCCCGUUCGCUUCUUGUUGUCUUGACUAUUGAACCUCCAACUCACUGACAGCGUGAUGCCCCUUAACGACGAUCGAUACCUUUUUUUCUCAAGCCCCGAAUUCUUGGAUACAUAGCGAUAUAGAGACGGUUCCCUUGACGAAAACGACGACAAUCACAGCGAGACAUCGCAGCAAUUCACCCUAAAAGCUCUACUACGCAGACGAACAAUUGCAGGACGCUCGCCAACAACCUGCUCACAGAACCACGGAAAAGAGUGUGCUCUUCAAGGAGGCGGUCCCUUUGCCAACACUCUGCCUCUGUAACCACGAUAUCAGACCGACAUCGAUACUAAGCUCAUCGGCACGAAGUCAUUCACCCCGCAUCAGAGCAAUAUCACAACCAUGGCGCCGUCACGGAGGAAAGCCUUGGCCCUCCUGAGCAUCCUGCUCUCUGCGACCCCGACCCUCGCCAAGUUUGAGAACAACUUCGACCUCUACCCGGCAGCGGCGCAGCCCUGCCUGUACGCCGCCUCCGACGCCAGCCAGUGCGACGGCGACAGCAACGCCACGAUGAACCAGUGCCUCUGCAGCGACUCCAAGGGCAAGUUCGUCACCAACACGGCCACGUGCCUCGGGAGGGAGGCCAAGGACACCCUGCGCACCGUCUACCAGUCCAUGAGCACCGCCUGCUCCGACUCCAAGACGCCCAUCCCCAUCACCGAGGACCAGUUCCUCGCCCUCGGCGCCAGUGGCGCCACCGCCUCCUCCCUCGCCGUCACGCCCUCGGGGACCUCGACGUCGUCGUCGUCCGCCGCGCCGACCGGUUUCCUCACGACCACCACCACGGGCGGCGCCACCGUCACCGUCACGACUUCGCCGACGGCGACCCCGACCGCAGAGCCUGAGGAUUCUGGCCUCAGCACCACGGCCAAGAUCGGUGUGGGCGUCGGCGCCGGCGUCGGCGCCAUCGCCCUCGUCGGCCUCGUCGUCUACAUCUGGCGCAUCAAGCGGAGCCGCGACGCCCACGACGAGUCCCACCGCCCCAUGCUCGGCGGUGGCCGGAACCCGCAUCACGGCCCCUUUACCGAGUACACUCCACCCACGAGCGUUUCCGUCGUCGGCGACGGCGCGGUGUUCGGCGCCGCGUACGCCGGUGGCGCCACGGAGUACAAAAACGAGAACAAGCAGCAGGGGUGGAGGCCCGCGUCCGAGGUCUCGCAGAGCCCGGGCACCGGCACGCAGACGUGGGCGACGGGCUCGCCGCUGCCGGCGUACACGCAGUCCCAGCAGCAGCAGCAACACGGCUGGGGACACCAUCCUCAGGCUUCUUACGUGCCGCCUCCGCAACAGCAGCAGCAGCAGCAGAAACAGGCCGUUCGGAAUGACGGGGUGUUUGAGCUCGCGUCGAUGCCCGUGUCCGUCGCGGAGAUGCCGGCGACGGAGGUGCAGCUGACCCAGGCGAGAUACCAGUAUCCCCCUCAGAGAUAAGCGAGGAAACAAGUGGGCGUAUAAUAGGGGAUUUGGUAAUGUUGUUAUUGGGUGGGAGUUAUGGGAGAUGUUGGCUGUUACGAUACCUCGGGUGGCGUUUACAUGGACGGAGGGUUGGCGUUCCGGACGAGAGCCGAGAACGUAUAGAACACUGGGACACUAGGAAAAGUAAUACC